CCCGACUAAGUACAACAACCUUAAUGUUACAGCUGGUUAUUGAAUGGUUUUAGCUGGUAGUGUUGUUAAGAGUAUAGGUAGGUUGUAGACUGUCAAACAGAUAGGUAGUUAGUGUACCCAUACAAUGUAUCCUUACGAUGGCAGCAGGGAGAGCGCGCGGGUGGGUAAGGGUGUGUGGCUGUGAGGCUUGGGAGGAGAAUGACCACAGACACAGACACAGACCGCUGACCAGAAAUAUCUCGUAGCUACUAUAAUAGUAAAUUAGCCCGGCUUCAAAUGUGCCGAAGUACAGGCCAUGAAACAAGCAGCAUAAGUAACCGACUUAAAUUUUGUGUUUGUCUAGCCAUUAAAUCCGCAUAUAAGUGCGCUUGUGGGCGAAGAUAAAAAACCGUGUCUGAUAUCAAUGGGAUGGUAAGUCGUUGGCUUGCGGCUGACACUGGAAAUGUGCAAUGUCGCCGCAUUCUGGGGGAGGGACCUGCCACUGCUAUCGCACAGUACUUUCUUUCCCACGCACUUGGACACCAAAUAUCAAGUACUCGCCGAUAUAUCCCUCCUAUGACACCAUCCCUGCCGGCUCGCAGCCAAUUCGAACUACCAGCCAGGAAACCAACCGCCGGUCCCCAAUCAGGCAUCAUCGUCAACGGCGGCCACGAACACCGCCACCAAACCAUGUGUAGAUAACUUGUCAAGUAUCCCUCUUUUUUCCGUUGGAACGUUGGAAUCGUAGACCGACACACACAUACACAACGCACGCACGCGCGCGCACACACACACACACCUACAAGCGCCAUCAUGACCGUGCCGCUGUCGCCGAUGCUGCGGACCGCCGUCUGGGUCGUUGCGGCCCCCCUGGGUCUCUACUUUACUUUUCUCGCCCUCGGCGCAACGCCUUUCUUCCAACGACACUUUCUGUAUGCACACAAGAUCAACACCCUCUGGUGGCGCGACGUCAACGAGCCCGAGAGAUGGGGUUUUGCAAAGGGCCAAGUCACGCCUUUCUCGCUCGACACCCCUGACGGCGUCAGCCUGUACGCCUGGCACAUCAUGCCCCUGCCCGAGUACCUGAAGCAGGAAGAAAGAUUCUCGGUGCAGAAGUCCGGCUUCUGUCAUGACUUCACCCAGACCGAGUCCUUCAGGGCCCUGAAAGAGGACCCCGAGGCUCGUGUCGUCUUGUACUACGUGCUUCACCUUGAUGCGGACUGCAGUGGCCCCGUAAUACUGACUCACUCAUCCACCUCCCAGAACGCGGGAGAUGUUGCCCAGAACCAUCGGCCAGGCAGCUACCACGUCAUCACAGACACCUCGUCGUACCAUGUCCUGACCAUCGACUACCGAGGGUUCGGCCACUCGACCGGUAUCCCGUCCGAGGACGGCCUCAUCCAGGACGCCGCCACCCUUAUCGACUGGGUCAUCAACUCGGCCGGCGUGUCUUCGGACCGCAUCGUCCUCCUGGGACAGAGCCUCGGCACAGCCGUGGCGAGCGGCGUCGCCGAGCUGUACGCGUCGCAAGGCAUCGAGUUCGGCGGCGUCAUCCUUGUCGCCGGCUUCAGCAAUCUGCCCAAGAUGCUGAGCGGCUACCGCAUCGGCGGCCUCUUCCCCGUCCUGGGGCCCCUUAAAGUCUGGCCCGGCUUCCUCGAGUACAUGGAGACCUUCAUCUACGACAAGUGGCCCUCGGCCGACCGCCUCGAGAGCCUGGUCAAGCUGACCAAGAGGCGCCUCCGGCUGACGCUGAUCUCGGCCACGGACGACGCCGACAUCCCCUGGACUGAGAGCAGCAAGCUGUUUCGCUCGGCCGCCAACGCGACCGUCCCGGGCGGGCUCGAUGACCACUCCUUCGAGGCGUGGAAGGAGGUGCGCACGAUCCACAAGGGCGACAACGCCUUUUUGACGACGUGGAAUGCGGAGCCGAACGUCGUCAUCCGCCAGGAGAAGUUCCCUUACGGAGGACACAACGACAUCAUGGGAUACGCCCCCGUAAUCCUGGCCGUUAUGCGCUCAUUUGAUUUAGGAGGCACUGCGUACGAUACCGCCAGUUCGGACAAUGGCAGGACGUUGUAGGCACUUUCCAUAUUUUCAUGGUCUUCGUCUUUGCUUUGGACCUCGGAUAGACUCAAGACGUAGCAUUAGAGCGGAGUCAACAUGGGUUUUGGGAGUGUCUGGUUUGGGAAGUGCAACGUUUACGAGGUUGGUGUUGUCUCGGUAAUGGCGCAGUAUCACCGGAAAGAAUCAUUAUUUGAUGUUGUGUUUGGAAUUGGCUGUGAAAGUUGAUGGACUCUCAAGGGCUACACUCUUCGAAGCCGUUCCUGGUCUUGCUGUGUGUGGUCUGCGAGUUCUGCGUCCACCCGUGCAAUGAAGCAAAGAAACGAUCCAGUAACCAUUGUAGGCCUGCUUUCAUCC
Messenger RNA from Colletotrichum destructivum, 2397 nucleotides. Its product is annotated as Putative alpha/beta hydrolase-1. NCBI's taxonomy places the organism in Eukaryota, Fungi, Ascomycota, Sordariomycetes, Glomerellales, Glomerellaceae. Bases 793 to 2058 code for a protein of 421 amino acids. The record is from RefSeq and is a predicted model, not a curated record. Gene Ontology annotation, biological process: monoacylglycerol catabolic process; phosphatidylserine catabolic process. Gene Ontology annotation, molecular function: phosphatidylcholine lysophospholipase A1 activity; monoacylglycerol lipase activity. The transcript is spliced from 5 exons. Gene Ontology annotation, cellular component: endoplasmic reticulum membrane.